This is a messenger RNA of Erinaceus europaeus (western European hedgehog), 1785 nucleotides long. RefSeq names its product lysine demethylase 4D (gene KDM4D). The coding region runs from base 195 to 1550 and encodes 451 amino acids. Gene Ontology annotation, molecular function: histone H3K9 demethylase activity. Gene Ontology annotation, biological process: chromatin remodeling. Gene Ontology annotation, cellular component: nucleus. The transcript has 3 exons. NCBI's taxonomy places the organism in Eukaryota, Metazoa, Chordata, Mammalia, Eulipotyphla, Erinaceidae. The record is from RefSeq and is a predicted model, not a curated record.
GGGCCCGGGACGACGAGGAGCAGCUCCGAGCGGGCAGCCGGCGGCGACCCAGAGCGUAAGUUCCAGGAAAGCAGGAACCUUGUCUCUCUUGUUCCCUGGUGUACCUCUGCAUAUAGAACAGUGCCUGGCACAUAGUAGGUGCUGAGCUCCGCGGGGCGGCGGGGACCAGCCGGAGGCCGAGCGGUGUGAGGACCAUGGCGGCCGCCAGGCCCAAGGGCGGCGGCCCCCAGAACGCGAGCUGCAGCAUCCUGACCUUCCACCCGACGGCCGCCGAGUUCGCCGACUUCGAGCGCUACGUGGCGCUCAUGGAGGCGCAGGGUGCGCACCGCGCGGGGCUGGCCAAGGUGGUGCCGCCCGCCGGCUGGCGCGCGCGGCGCAGCUACGACGGCCUGGAGGACACGCGCAUCCCCGCGCCGCUGCAGCAGCUCGUGUCGGGCCGCGCGGGCGUGUUCACGCAGUUCCACCGGCGGCGGCGCGCGCUCAGCCUACGCGAGUACCGGCGCCUGGCGCGCAGCCCCGCACACCGGCCGCCGCCGCACGCGGGCGCCGACGAGCUGGAGCGGCAGUACUGGCGCACGCGCGGCUUCGGGGCCCCGCUGUACGGCGCCGACGUGAGCGGCUCGCUGUUCGACGGCGCGUGCGCGCACUGGAACCUGGCGCGGCUGGGCACCGUGCAGGACCUGCUGCGGCGCGAGUGCGGCACGGUCAUCGAGGGCGUCAACACGCCCUACCUGUACUUCGGCAUGUGGAAGACGGCGUUCGCCUGGCACACGGAGGACAUGGACCUGUACAGCAUCAACUACCUGCACUUCGGCGCGCCCAAGACGUGGUACGCCGUGCCGCCCGAGCACGGGCCGCGGCUGGAGCGCCUGGCGCGGGAGCUGUUCCCGGGCAGCGCGCGCGGCUGCGGCGCCUUCCUGCGGCACAAGGUGGCGCUGCUGUCGCCGGGCGUGCUGCGGGCCAGCGGCAUCCCGUGCGGGCGCGCCACGCAGGAGGCGGGCGAGUUCAUGGUCACCUUCCCGGCCGCCUACCACUCGGGCUUCAACCACGGCUUCAACUGCGCCGAGGCCAUCAACUUCGCCACGCCGCGCUGGGUGGACUUCGGCAAGGCGGCGGCGCAGUGCAGCUGCGGGGAGGCGCGCGUGGCCUUCCCCAUGGACGUGUUCGUGCGCGCGCUGCAGCCCGAGCGCUACGACCAGUGGCGGCGGGAGCGGGCGGCGGGAGCGACGCGGAGGCGCGGGAGGCCCCGGGGGACGCGCACCGGACCCCGCCCCGCUCCGGGCCCCGCGCCCAGCCCCCAGCGGCCCGCGCCCUCCGCGCCGCCGGGAGCCGGGGACCGGCCGGGGGUGGGGGCGGGGGCGGGCCGGGGCCGCGGGCGGGGCCGGGGGCCCGGGCGGCGGCCCCGGGAAGACAGGGCCCAGGAUGCGGGGCCCCGGACCCGCCGGCGCCUGUCCUCGGGCGGGGCGCGCGCAGCUCAGGACCCCGGGGACCCGGCCCCGUCCGCAGGGCCCGCGCGGUGUUCGAGGUGCUGCACCGCCCCUGCUGUAUGAAGCCGGCCGGCCGGCUGGGGCUGCCGCGGGAUCUGCCGGGCGCGGGCGCCGGUGUGCGGACACUACUAGCUCCGGGGUGGGCCGGACCGGGAGCUGCGGGCCUGGCGGGGGUGCCCAGCCUGACCAGCCGGGUCAGCGAGGGCUAGGAAGUAAUUCCUGAUCGUUCUGAGGGACGGAAGGGUUGGCAUUCAUCACCAGUAUUUGUUCACAAAUCUAUUAAAAGCAUUAAAUCUGA